Molecule: messenger RNA, 6698 nt
Organism: Hypomesus transpacificus
Lineage: Eukaryota; Metazoa; Chordata; Actinopteri; Osmeriformes; Osmeridae
Product: sodium channel protein type 4 subunit alpha-like
Exons: 30
Coding region: 596-6493 (1965 amino acids)
Biological process (GO): neuronal action potential; sodium ion transmembrane transport; membrane depolarization during action potential
Cellular component (GO): axon; voltage-gated sodium channel complex; plasma membrane
Molecular function (GO): protein binding; voltage-gated sodium channel activity
Source: RefSeq, a predicted model, not a curated record
CAGUGCCCAGCAGACAAAUAGGGGUAGGCGUUACCAAAAACAUCUGACUUCCUCACUCCGCCACGCAAGGGCAAUCAAAUGGCCGGGAUGCGUUUCAGAGAGAGAGGUUAACGGAGACAGGCAAGCGGUCAAUCUCACAACGAUACAGACCAGACGCUUCGUGCGCGCUCUUGGGAAGUUGUUCAUCGGACUAAAUCAACAUUUGUUUGGAAUUUGAGGACAAGGACGACUUUUAUUCUGUACGUUUGAGAUUACAUACAUGAACGAUCAAUUGGUUAACCCAAAUAUGGACCAGUGAAAAUGCCCGAUAACAAGGAAUGAACGACUGGCGCGCGUAUUUUCAACAGAUCCAUCCUUUGGUGCGCUUAGAAUUUGCACUUAACUUUUACACGCAAUUCGCCCGCAGUUGGGCCUAAUUAAAUCGUCAAUCUAUUCAGCUAGGUCUGGGAUUUUCUAAAAAGUGAUUUGGAAAUGGCUUCUCUUCGGCACUCACCACAGAUAUGCCCAAAUUAACUGAAAUAGGCUGAGAGAAGGAACAGUGAACACAGGAGUUUUACAUAGUGUUAAGUGCAGGACAGACAGACAGGAUGAGAAGAUGGCCAGCCUGCUGCUACCACCGGGACCAAACAGCUUGCUCCGGUUCACCCGCGAGUCUCUGGCUGCCAUUGAGAAGCGCGUUGUUGAGGAGCAGGCUCGGCAUGCCAAGCACUAUCAGGAGGACCUGGGAGAUGUGGAGGAGCUCAAGCCUCGUCCAGACCUGGAGGCAUCCAAACAGCUGCCCCGAAUCUUUGGGGACAUCCCGUCUGGGCUGGUGGGGGUGCCCCUGGAGGACAUCGACCCCUACUACCAUAAGAAUCACAGGACUUUUAUAGUGCUGAAUAAAGGGAAGGCCAUCUUCCGUUUCAGUGCCACUGCAGCCCUUUAUAUUUUUAGCCCUUUUCAUCAAGUACGAAGAGCCUCAAUAAAGAUAUUAGUCCACUCGUUAUUCAGCUUGUUCAUAAUGUGCACUAUCCUGACCAACUGCUGCUUCAUGGCCAUGUCUGAACCUGCCUACUGGGCCAAGUACCUGGAAUACACAUUCACAGGCAUCUACACGUUUGAGUCUCUAAUUAAGAUCCUGGCAAGAGGCUUCUGUGUGGGUCCCUUCACCUUCCUCCGUGACCCCUGGAACUGGUUGGAUUUCAGCGUGAUCGUUAUGGCGUAUGUGACAGAGUUUGUGGAUCUGGGGAAUGUGUCUGCGCUGCGUACCUUCAGGGUCCUCAGAGCCCUGAAAACUAUCUCGGUCAUCCCAGGUCUGAAGACCAUCGUAGGUGCUCUGAUCCAGUCUGUGAAGAAGCUAGCUGAUGUCAUGAUUCUCACAGUCUUCUGCCUCAGCGUCUUCGCUCUGAUUGGUCUGCAGCUCUUCAUGGGCAACCUACGUCAGAAGUGUGUUAGAAGCACGGCCCACUGUGUGAACAACACACUCAACACCAACAGCUCCUUCUUCUGCAACAACAAGACCUGGCCAUCGCUCAAGGACUUCAUCUCAGACGAAGACAACUACUACAAAGUUGAAGGGGCUAAAGAUGCCUUAAUCUGUGGAGAUGGGAGCGAUGCAGGGAAAUGUCCAGAUGGGUUUGACUGCCUGAAGGCGGGUCGUAAUCCUAACUACGGCUACACCAGCUUUGAUUCCUUCGGCUGGGCCUUCCUAUCCCUCUUCAGGUUAAUGACUCAGGACUACUGGGAAAACCUCUACCACCAGACCCUGCGCUCAGCAGGGAAGACCUACAUGGUGUUCUUCGUAGUGGUGAUCUUCCUGGGGUCGUUCUACCUGGUGAACCUGAUCCUGGCCGUGGUGGCCAUGGCCUACGAGGAGCAGAACCAGGCCACCAUCGCUGAGGCCUGGCAGAAGGAGAGGGAGUUCCAGCUGGCUGUGGAGAGGCUGAAGAGGGAGCAGCAGGCAUCCCAGAAGGCUCAGGACACUGACUCGAUGAUGUCACCAGACCCCUCCCCAUUCACCCUACAUGAUGACCAUGCGUUGGACAGGAGGCGCAGCACGGGUUUGGGGGGUGUGGCUGAGGAGGGGGAAAACCAAUCAGAGGACAGGAUGCUGAAGAUGGGGUCGGUGGACGGAGGCAGGCCCCCCCACCCCCUCCUCCAGCAUACCCUUUCAUUGCGAACGCGCAGGGGCAGCCAGCUCAGCAUCUUCAACUUCCGCCUGAGGAACAAGGACUCAGAGGGUGACAUGGCGGAUGAUGAGUACAGUGUCCCGGGAGAGGUCGAAGGACGAGGGUCACUGAUCCUGCCCUGGUCAUCGCGACGACGGCCCAGUACGUACAGCACGGCUAGCAGGGGGUCAGGGGUGUUUCAGCCCCCCUGCCUCAACAUCAACGGCAGGGUGUUCAUGGCUGUGGACCACAACGGGGUCUCCCCACAAGGGCUCCCAGCAUGCACCAUGGAGAAGGUUCAGGAAGAGAGUGGCCCGAGCUCAACCACAGAGCUGAGCACCAUGCUGCUGCCCCACCCAUACUGUCAAGACGGCCAGCGAGACCGCGCCCUCAGCGCCACAAGCUACCUCACCGACGCCAUGGAGGAGCUGGAGGAGUCUCGUCAGAAGUGCCCCCCCUGCUGGUACGGGUUUGCCCACCACUACCUGAUCUGGGAGGGCUCGCCCUGCUGGAGGAGGCUGAAACUGCAGGUGAAGUUCAUGGUGAUGGACCCCUUCUUGGACCUGGCCAUCACGGUCUGCAUCGUCCUCAACACCCUCUUCAUGGCCAUGGAGCACUACCCCAUGACAGACGAAUUCAAUGCCAUGCUCUCCAUAGGAAACCUGGUUUUCUCAGGGAUCUUCACAGCAGAGAUGCUCCUAAAGAUCAUAGCUCUGGACCCCUACUACUACUUUCAGCAGGGCUGGAACAUCUUCGACAGCAUCAUCGUCUGUCUGAGCCUCAUGGAGCUGGGACUGUCUGACGUGGAGGGGCUGUCAGUCCUUCGCUCCUUCAGACUGCUGCGUGUGUUUAAGCUGGCGCGUUCGUGGCCGACCCUGAACACACUCAUUAAGAUCAUCUGCAACUCCAUGGGCGCUCUGGGUAACCUGACCCUGGUCCUGGCCAUCAUCGUCUUCAUCUUUGCCGUGGUGGGCAUGCAGCUGUUUGGGAAGAACUACCAGGACUGCGUGUGUAAGAUAUCCAGAGACUGCACCCUGCCACGCUGGCACAUGAAGGACUUCUUCCACUCGUUCCUGAUCGUGUUCCGGGUGCUGUGCGGGGAGUGGAUCGAGACCAUGUGGGACUGUAUGGAGGUGGCUGGCCAGCCGCUCUGCAUCCUAGUCUUCAUGCUGGUCAUGGUCAUCGGAAACCUGGUGGUGUUGAACCUGUUCCUGGCUCUGUUGCUCAGCUCCUUCAGCUGUGACAACCUCUCAGCUCCGGAUGAUGACGGCGAGAUGAACAACCUGCAGAUUGCCAUCGCCAGGAUAGCGCGAGGCCUGGGGUGGCUGCGACAGCAGUUCUGCAACUUCUUCAAUGGGAACUUCAAACGGCGGCGACAGAAGAGCAAGGAGGCCAAGGCCAUGAUGAAGCUAAGGAGGCUCAGCCAGCUCCACCCUGAGGGGAACGGGCUGCCCCUGGGGGUGAUAGGUCGCCACGGAGAGCAGUACAUGUUGCCUGAUGGAGACAGCUACAUGACCAACCCUAACCUGACUAUCAGUGUUCCUAUCGCCCCCGGAGAGUCGGACCUGGAACUUCCCGAGGAAGAGGACGAUGAGCAGAGCGACUGCUCUGAGGAAGAGGAGGAUGAGGAAGAGGAGGAGAGCAAGCCGCAGAAGGAUGCCAUCAGCCUAUCGGAGGGCAGCACUGUGGAUCUAAGGAAGGCUGGCGAGGAAGAGGAUGAGUACUCAGAGACCGCUGAAGAGGCCAUGGACCCUGAUAACUGCUUUCCUGACGUGUGUGUUCGGCAGUGUCUGUGCUGUGACAUCAACACAUCGACAGGACUGGGCCAGACAUGGUGGAGACUGAGGAAGACCUGCUACCAGAUCGUGGAGCACAGCUGGUUUGAGUCCUUCAUCAUCUUCAUGAUCCUGCUGAGCAGCGGAGCGUUGGCUUUUGAGGACAUCUAUAUUGAGCAGAGAAAGGUCAUCAAGGUGAUUUUGGAGUAUGCAGACAAGAUCUUCACCUACAUCUUCAUCCUGGAGAUGCUGCUCAAGUGGAUUGCUUACGGAUUCAAGAAGUACUUCACUAACUACUGGUGCUGGCUAGACUUUCUCAUUGUCGAUGUGUCUCUAGUUAGCCUGGUUGCUAACACGCUAGGCUACUCAGACUUUGCUGCCAUCAAAUCCCUCCGAACCCUCAGGGCUCUCAGGCCUCUCAGAGCCCUGUCCAGAUUUGAAGGCAUGAGGGUGGUGGUGAAUGCUCUCAUAGGGGCUAUUCCAUCCAUCAUGAACGUGUUGUUGGUGUGCCUCAUCUUCUGGCUCAUCUUUAGCAUCAUGGGGGUCAACCUGUUUGCAGGGAAGUUUGGGCGUUGUGUGAAUAGGACAGGGUACAUCUACGACGCCUCCUUCGUCAACAACAAGACAGACUGUCUGGCACUCAACAACACACAGUUCUACUGGAGCAAGGUCAAAGUCAACUUUGACAACGUGGGAGCUGGCUACCUCGCCCUCUUACAAGUGGCUACGUUCAAGGGCUGGAUGGAUAUCAUGUAUGCAGCUGUAGAUUCUCGUGCUGUGGAGGAGCAGCCUAUCAAGGAAGUGAACCUGUACAUGUACCUGUACUUUGUUAUCUUCAUCAUCUUCGGUUCCUUCUUCACCCUCAACCUUUUCAUCGGCGUCAUCAUUGACAAUUUCAAUCAGCAGAAGAGAAAGUUAGGGGGCCAGGAUAUCUUCAUGACUGAAGAGCAGAAGAAGUACUACAAUGCCAUGAAGAAGCUGGGCUCCAAGAAGCCUCAGAAGCCCAUCCCCCGACCCCUGAAUCCAGUGCAGGGCUUCUUCUUUGACCUGGUGGGCAAGCAGGCAUUUGACAUCAUCAUCAUGAUCCUUAUCCUGCUCAACAUGAUCACGAUGAUGGUGGAGACAGACGAGCAGUCGCCCAGGAUGGAAAUCAUCCUCAACGACAUCAACCUGGGCUUCAUCGUGGUGUUUUCCUGCGAGUGCCUCGUUAAGAUUGUGGCGCUGCGCUGCUACUUCUUUACCAUUGGCUGGAAUAUCUUUGAUUUUGUGGUGGUCAUCCUCUCCAUUGUGGGCAUUGUACUUGCUGACAUAAUCGAAAAGUACUUCGUCUCGCCAACGCUGUUCCGAGUGAUCCGAUUGGCUCGCAUCGGUCGGGUCCUACGUCUGAUCCGAGGUGCCAAGGGGAUCAGGACACUCCUCUUCGCCUUGAUGAUGUCACUUCCUGCGUUGUUCAACAUCGGGCUCCUCCUCUUCCUGGUCAUGUUCAUCUACGCCAUCUUCGGCAUGGCCAACUUCGCUUACGUCAAGAAGCAAGCGGGCAUUGACGACAUGUUCAACUUUGAGACGUUUGGGAACAGCAUGAUCUGCCUGUUCCAGAUCACAACCUCUGCCGGCUGGGACAACCUCCUCUCCCCAAUCCUCAACAACUCCCCAGAGGAGUGCAACCCUCACCUACCCCACACCGGCACCAACGCCAAGGGUAACUGCGGCAACCCUUCCGUGGGCAUCACAUUCUUUGUCACCUAUAUCAUCAUCUCCUUCCUCAUCGUGGUCAACAUGUACAUCGCCAUCAUCCUGGAGAACUUCAGUGUGGCUACGGAAGAGAGCACGGAGCCGCUCAGUGAAGACGACUUUGAGAUGUUCUACGAGGUGUGGGAGAAAUUUGACCCCGAGGCCACCCAGUUCAUUGAGUACGCAAAGCUCUCCGACUUCGCCGACACGCUUUCGGAACCUCUGCGCAUCGCCAAGCCCAACAAAAUCAAGCUGAUCUCUAUGGACCUGCCCAUGGUGAGCGGAGACAAGAUCCACUGCCUGGACAUCCUGUUUGCCUUUACCAAGCGCGUCCUGGGCGAGUCUGGGGAGAUGGAUGCCCUCAAGCAGCAGAUGGAGGAGAAGUUCAUGAUGGCCAACCCUUCCAAGAUUUCCUACGAGCCCAUCACCACCACCCUGAGACGGAAGCAGGAGGACGUGUCGGCUGCCGUCAUCCAGCGCUGUUAUCGGAGACACCUGGUGCGUCGACAGAUGAAGCAGGCCUCGCUGCUCUACCGGCAGAUUAACACCGCCACACACUCUCCCAGCGGGGGGCGGGGGGCCGGCAGUACAGGAGGCGGCAGCAAGGACGAGGCGGAUGGAGGGGCUGGGCGGGCGACGCCAGAGAAGGAGGGGCUGAUCGCCCUGAUGAUGAAGGAGAACUACGGAGAAGGAGCAGGAGGAGGAGGGGAGAUGAAACGCUCAGACACUCUGUCCUCCACCUCGUCACCACCCUCAUAUGACAGCGUGACUCGGGCCACCAGCGAAGUGAUCCACAUCCUCAUCCCAGGUGGCGACUGCUGUGAUGCCCAGUCCUGCUGAGCCCUGCAGCCCCAUGUCCUCUGACCCCGACCCCAACACACACCAGAAGAGUCAUCAAUAGAAACAAGCCAUGUAGGACACGCCCCCCUACUCCCACAGUCUAGCUUGUUGACAGAAUGUACUGUAGAUCAGAAGGAUUCUCUCUGGGUGAGACAAAGGGGGAGGGAGGGAGGGACGGAGGGAGGGGUGAGAAGACGACAAGGGA